AUGGCCGUUUCCAUAGUAAAGAGUUCGCGUGGUUGUGACUUGCUAAUAAUAGAAAAAUUUUCAUUUUGUAAACAAGAUGUUCUAAAAAGUGGGGAAGUUCGUUGGAGGUGCAUAAAAAAAAUUUUUAAAUGUUUAGCUAAAGUUUAUACAAUUGGAGCUGAAUUUACUGUAACCAGAAGUGACUUAACUCACAAUCAUGAACCAGAUGAACGUUCUUUGCAGAGAAAACUUGUUACAACUGCAUGCAAGCGAAAAGCCCAGGAGGAUAUAUCGGAGAAACCAUCUAAAAUUAUAAAGAGUGUUCUUUCAACAAAUUUACCGGAGGAAUUGAUAAGCACCGAUAUAAGCCUUAUAAGAAGAAAUGUGUAUAAUAGUCGUCGUAAGCUACCUAAAGAUAUUCAUGAAGUACAUACUGUACUUGACAUGUAUUCUCCUAAAACGACAACAGGAAAUUCGACCCUUGGUUCACUUUCACCAAGAUCUCUGAGAAAGCGGAAAAUUUGUGGCGAUCAUUUUUCCAACAAAGAUUUCACCGCGAGUAAAAGGAAACUCAAGAAAACCGCGGUCCCACAGCCGUACUUUUCUCAUUCUUUAGCGCCUUCAACAACCCAAUCUGAUGAAGUGGUAGUCAAUCUUUGUGCACACAGUCAUGUAUCAUCCUCUGGAAAUACUAGCCCCUCAGGCUCAGAACAUUUCAAAGUAUUGACACCAAAGAAAGUUUACGGAAAGUAUACAGGAUAUCCAAGGUUUGUAUAAUAGUUA
Molecule: messenger RNA, 762 nt
Organism: Phaedon cochleariae (mustard beetle)
Lineage: Eukaryota; Metazoa; Arthropoda; Insecta; Coleoptera; Chrysomelidae
Source: the annotation of a GenBank genome assembly